Nylanderia fulva is the source of this 1263-nucleotide messenger RNA. The record is from RefSeq and is a predicted model, not a curated record. NCBI's taxonomy places the organism in Eukaryota, Metazoa, Arthropoda, Insecta, Hymenoptera, Formicidae.
AUGCGGUACAGGGAUGUACCGCAUCUUUAUUGCAUUGAUUGUUUAGAAAGAGUGUUCGUACUCUUCCUGGCCAACUUGUGCCCAAUCUGUCAAGGCUAUAUGUGUGAUUGGGAUUGGGAUCCAUAUAUAAGAGACGAUGACGGCGAUUUCUAUGAUUGGGGUCUGGUGUGGCUGUUCGAGCCGGAACCUGUACCUGUGUAUGAAAAUUGGGACGAGAUGUCGGAUUGGGACGCAUAUUUAAGAGGCGACGACGAAGCUGAUUGGGGUCUGACGCUAUAUCUAUUACAUGCAACCGACAUCAACAACAUAUUCGAAGGUGUGCCGUCGUUGAUGAUCAUUCUACUAACUAGUUAUCAAGUAGUAUUUAUGACGAUAUACAGUGAAAAAGUAAGAACCUGUUUUAAGACAAUGGAGGAGGACUGGCUUUUGCUGAACACGGAAACUGAAAAAACUAUUUUACAACGGCAUACUAAAUACGGACAAUAUCUGACGAAAGUUUAUGCGAUAAUCCUCUUUUUAACGCCAUUGAGUUUUAUUCUUAAACCUACCAUACUGACGAUAAUGGAAAAAAAUAUAGAGAACGUAACAAUGCCACCGUUGUCGAAAUUGUCCUAUCAACUUGAGUACAACGCGAAAAUGGAGCAGCACUUUUAUUUCUUAAUGCUACACAGUUCUCUAGCUGUAUUGUCUCAUUCCUUGAUUGCUGUCGCUGUUGAUAGCUUCUAUUAUGCUUUGAUCCAACAUGCUUGCGGAAUGUUCGAAAUUAUUGGACACGUGCUGGAGAACAUUGGCAAAAAUAAUGACGCCAAUUUUCGUCUAGAGGUACAAAGAAUCGAUGAUAACAAUUAUGACGCCGCACUGGACUGCCUACGUAGGCAUCUUCAUGUAGUAGAAUUUGUCGAACAGAUCGAGUUCUUAUUUGCAAAUAUGUUUCUGGUCUGUCUUUAUUCAAUGAUACUUUCUAGCACUGUAUCCGGUAUACAGGUGAUGGUGAAUUUAGACAAUGGAGACAGUAUUGUAGCACCUGUGUCUUUCUAUUUUGCACAAUUCUUCCAUCUCUAUCUAUAAUUCUGGCAGGCUCAAUUUCUAUUGGAUUACAGCGAUAUUCCGUAUAAGUCUAUUUGCAAAAGAAGAUGGUACUAUACUUCUCGAAAAUGUAGAAAGAUCUUUCUUCUAAUUUUAAGCAGAACUAUGUCGCCCUGCAAAGUAACUGCUGGCAACAUCAUGCCCUUAUCAAUUGAAAAUUUUGGAACGGUAAAGUAA